UAACAAACUGUAAAUGUUAAAAGAGAAAGGAGCGUAAAAACAACUGCGUCUUCUUCUUGUUCUAUUUUCUUCCUCAGUUCAGUUCUAAACUGUCUAAAUAUCUUUAGACUUUUUUUGUUAAUACUUCUAACUCCCGUUGUUGACAUUUUCUCUCCUCUACAGUUGUCGAUAAUUCCUCCCCUGAGUCUAAACUUCCCUUUUGUUUUCACCGCGAUGCCUUCACGGCCACAGCUGUAACCGUAAACUGCGGUGUUUUGAUGGUUUCUCUCUGGUGUGGUGGUGAACCGGCAACCAUCACACAGAGUGAGUGUGGUCUUGUCGGGUCUGGGGGCUGGAGGCUGGACAGACUGGGAGGAGACUGGAGAUGCUGGGUGGUACAAUGUGUGUCUGCGAUCUCCAGCGCUCAGAGGGCGCAUGAGAGCCGAGGAACAGCCGGAGAACCGCGAACCAAAGUUAGCGUUGAAGUCAGCCUACUUCCUGUGGAGACCAUGAGACUCUUCCUGUUCAUCUGCAUGCCAGUUCUACUGCUCGCCCAGGAUCCAUUUCCGGAUCCAUAUCAGUACCAUUAUUUGCCAGAUUUUGCACCAGAGUCAGAGAACCAUGAGUCUCCUCCUGGAACCUUCCAACAGCAGGUUCGAGUCGACCCCGUGGUCCCAGAAAUACCUGGAUCUGAUCUGGAGACAGAGCCCACAGAGCCCGGCCCUCUGGAUUGCAGGGAGGAGCAGUAUCCCUGCACCAGGCUCUACUCUGUUCACAAGCCGUGCAAGCAGUGUCUGAACAGCCUCUGCUUCUACAGUUUGCGACGGGUGUACGUCGUCAACAAGGAGGUGUGCGUCAGGACCGUGUGCGCACAUGAAGAGCUGCUCAGAGCUGACCUGUGCCGUGACCAGUUCUCCCGCUGUGGCGUGGCCGCGCUGAGUGGACAGUGUGCGUCGCUGGGAGGAAGCUGCGGAAAGAGCUGUGGCGGCUGCUGAUUGAGUACUGAGAUCAGGGACACGACCUGCCCACAUACUGCCACCGCUUUUCUCCCCUCCACGUCCUCCAGCCUUCACCUCCUUCUCCCUGUUUCACCUCCUUCUCCUCCUGCUCCAUCUGUAGAACUCACUAGUCUGGUGCCAAAGAUUCCCUCUAUCCUCCACAUUUACUUUCCCAGCUGUGUGUGUGUGUGUGUGUGUGUCUGCCGCCAUCCUGUCAGAUGGUGAAAUAUAUUCAGAAAACAUUGAUGAUUGUAUACAUCACACUGGUGCUAUCGAGAGUUAACCUUAACAGAUGCACAUGAAGCUGACAAAUGUCGUUUUUUUCUUUUUUUUUUUUUUUUUUUUGUAUUUUAUGGCAUCAUUGUAUCAUAUUAAUCUCAUGCUUUGUGUAACGUUACUUGUUUCGAGAAGCAGUCGUUUUGUCAGGACGUUCAACUCAUCACCGCGCACUGACCGUUAGGAACCGACCCAGCGUCAGCGUCAGUGUCAGCGUCAGUGUCAGGCUGUCAGCGCUCUCAUCCUUGAAGAUCAUGCGAUGCGUCAUCCAUCCCGGUCAGUGUCCUCAGGUUUCUCCUACCAGUGCCGCGUGGAUCUGGGCCACAGAGCUGGUGUAUUCCAGUGGCGACGCAUGCGCCAAAACAGGCAUCUCACGGGCCGCCCCGGUACUACUGCUUUGUAAAAGUGUCACUAUAAAGACUACGGAAAUAAACAAAAGUACAUUUUGAA
Messenger RNA from Cynoglossus semilaevis (tongue sole), 1703 nucleotides. It is a transcript of the gene mfap2, whose product is annotated as microfibril associated protein 2. The record is from RefSeq and is a predicted model, not a curated record. Bases 258 to 974 code for a protein of 238 amino acids. Lineage: Eukaryota; Metazoa; Chordata; Actinopteri; Pleuronectiformes; Cynoglossidae. The transcript has 9 exons. Gene Ontology annotation, biological process: embryonic eye morphogenesis. Gene Ontology annotation, cellular component: microfibril.